AUGGCAUUCAAACACGGAAUGCUUCUGGACCCUUCGCUUUUCCUGGUAAUCAUAAGCUUUUUGCAAGCACUUCCUGCAGACACAACAGUGUUACCCUACAAACGAAGAUAUGUUGAAAACUCUGUCGAGAACUGUGCAUUUGAGAUUCAAUCGAAUACUGCUAAUUGCGAGAGACUCAGGUUAACGAACGUUCCCAAAGAGCUCCCAGAGGAUGUUGAAAUCCUGAGGAUCAGUGAGAACAGUAUCAAGUCUUUAUUGAACUCCUCGUUUGAAAGGUACCCUCAUGUCACCUACCUAGACGUCUCCGAUAACGACAUUAGAGUGAUAGAACCCAUAACUUUCUAUCCCCUCAAAGAAUUAGCCCUCCUACGUAUGUUCCUCAACCCAUAUCUUGUACUUCCAACAGGACUACUCAGGUGGGCCACUAAGUUGUCCUAUCUUGAUGUGUCCCAGUCAGGCUUGAAAUCGCUUCCGGGUGACAUUUUAAGAUGGAGCCCAACAUUGGAUAAAGUAUUUCUCAGCAACACCGAGCUGACUUCAGUGAAUAUCAGUCUUUGUGGCACAGUAGGCUCCGUCUUCUUGUCAAAGAAUAAUAUUGAACAGCUCACAGAUGGAACUUUUACCUUCACUUGUCAAACGGAUGAACUCUACCUUACACGGAAUCCCAUCCGAUCAGUUGAUCCCAGUGUUAUUGAAUCACUACAAGUCCGAUCAUUGAUGCUAGGAGGAUACACUUUGACUUUAGAUGUCGUUAGAAAUAUCUUCAUUGGUGUCUCACGUUCGAAGAUAAAGAACCUCGCAAUCAACUAUGCAGCUUCUUUAGAGCCGCUCCACUACAAACCUCUCCUUGAUUUUGAUCCCUCGGAGCUUUGUGGCCUUAGCAUCCCACUCGUCCGUUUGUCUUCCCUCGCUGUCAUUUGUCUGGUCGCCAUCGCCGUGCUCCUUCAUCACUAUCGAUGGCAAUUAAGGCACAGACUGUGUCUCCUGAAGUUUGCCGCCCUUGGGUACCUGGAGAUACGAGACACUCGGGAACACGACGAAUACGAGUUCGAUUUGAAUAUCAUCUUCUACGAUGAUGACGAAGCAUGGGUCCGUGAACAUCUUCGGUUAGCCAUCGAAGAACAGCUUCCGCAAUUCCAGAGCAACGUCUUUGGUGACGAGGAUCUCGUCCCCGGUAUGCACUAUUUGGAGGCAGUCGACUAUGUGGUGAGGCGGAGUUACAAAACCGUUGUACUGCUCAGCAGUGCCGCUGUCCGCGAUCGCUGGUUCAUGCUCAAGUUCCGUACGGCCAUGGACCACGUGAGUGAUACCCAGACCGAGUUUGUCUUCGUGAUUUUCCUGGAAGAUAUUCCCGACGAAGAACUACCCUUCCUUGCAAGGAUGUACCUAAGUGAUGGCAGACCCUAUCUGCACUGGCCUGAAGAUAUCAGGGGACAGUUAUAUUUUUUUGAUGAACUAACCAAAAAUCUGACCAUUAAUCUGAAGACGAAUGAUUUGAUUCCUGAUGGAUAG
Messenger RNA from Strongylocentrotus purpuratus (purple sea urchin), 1512 nucleotides. Its product is annotated as toll-like receptor 4. The record is from RefSeq and is a predicted model, not a curated record. The coding region runs from base 1 to 1512 and encodes 503 amino acids. The transcript is spliced from 2 exons. Lineage: Eukaryota; Metazoa; Echinodermata; Echinoidea; Camarodonta; Strongylocentrotidae. Gene Ontology annotation, molecular function: protein binding. Gene Ontology annotation, biological process: signal transduction.